Messenger RNA from Ophidiomyces ophidiicola, 567 nucleotides. RefSeq names its product subunit of the Arp2/3 complex (gene ARC18). Lineage: Eukaryota; Fungi; Ascomycota; Eurotiomycetes; Onygenales; Onygenaceae. The coding region runs from base 1 to 567 and encodes 188 amino acids. Gene Ontology annotation, molecular function: actin filament binding. Gene Ontology annotation, cellular component: Arp2/3 protein complex; cytoskeleton. The record is from RefSeq and is a predicted model, not a curated record. The transcript has 6 exons. Gene Ontology annotation, biological process: Arp2/3 complex-mediated actin nucleation; regulation of actin filament polymerization.
AUGCCUGCCUACCACUCCAUCUUCCUCCAAGAACCCGAUGUCCAAACAAUAGGAAACUUCCCCAUCCUCCCGCUGCGCACGCGCACGCGCGGGCCCGCGUACACUCUCCCCGCGCUCCCCGCCGGCUCGUCCGACAGCGACAUCGACCCGGACAGCGAGUCGUACGACUGCCUCGACGAGACCCUCGCGCUGUACCGCGCGAACACGUUCUUCCGCAAUUUCGAGAUCAAGGGCCCCGCCGACCGCAUGCUGAUCUAUGGCAUUCUGUUUAUUAGCGAGUGUCUGGGCAAGGUGAAGCCGGGGAUGGCGGCCAGGGAGGCGGAGAAGGUCUUGAUUAAUACUUCGCUGGAUCAUUUUGCGAUUCCCGGAGAUGCGUCGUUCCCCCUUAACCAGGCCUUUGAACCGCCUCGAGAUCGACAGGAUGCGGAGACGUUAAGACAAUAUAUAUCCCAAGUCCGACAAGAACUGGCUAUCAGAUUACACUCUAGGUUAUAUCCUGGUGGUGAAGGGCCGUCCAAGUGGUGGCUCAGUUUCUCAAAGCGCAAGUUUAUGGGAAAAUCGCUUUAA